AUGCUUCUUUUGCAGCAUCAUAUUGACCUUGAAAAGAAUAAUGAGGGUGAUGCUAGAGCAAAAUCCUACACAGUGCCACGGUGCCAGUUAUUGAAAUUUUUGCUUUGCAUUAUAACUGUCAUCUGGUUACUCUCAUCAUAUUCAAAAUGCUCCAGAGCUUAUGAUGUUGGACGACAAAAAAUUAUGAAUAGAUCAAAUACCUAUUAUAACGGUACGCAUGAUUUCAAGACUUUGACAAUAUUGGUAUCGAUUGAUGGGUUUCAUCCGAGAUUGAUAAAUGCGAAACAUACGCCUUUUCUUCACAACUUGCACAAUUUACAGUCAUCGUACGAUAUGAAUAUCACCACUACACCGUACAUGAUACCGAGCUUUCCCACACAGACUUUUCCUAACCACUGGAGUAUGGUGACAGGGAAACACCCCAUUGAGCACGGUAUUGUUUCCAAUAUAUUCUGGGAUGAUUCCACCGGUAGUGAAUUUAGACCAAACAACCUCGACCCAAGAAUCUGGAGUAAUGCUGCUGAUCCCAUCUGGCAAUUACUUCAAACGAAAACACAAGGCCAGUACAAAGUGGCCACGCACAUGUGGCCUGGAAGUGAUAUUACAUACGAGGAAUACCAGGAAGUACCUAGGGAAAGAAUGCCCUUUUAUUUUGACAACUUUAAUCAUUCGGAAACACUCCAAGAGAAACUAUCUCAAAUCUUCCAAUACGUGGAUAUGCCUCUGCUAGAAGAUAGACCUGAGUUGGUACUAAGUUAUAUCCCUAAUGUUGAUUCGUAUGGUCACGAUUUCGGAUACGAUUUACGAGAUAAGCGACUACAAAAGUUGAUCAAUGAAAUUGAUAAGUUUUUCCGCCACUUGAUGGAAGGUUUACAUAAAAGAAACUUACUGAAAAUAAGCAAUGUUAUGGUUGUAAGUGACCAUGGGAUGAACAAUAUUGACACGGAAAGCGGUGAGCAUGUUGUAGUAUGGGAAAGGAUGUUCCCGGGUGACACAAUGUCUGCGUUUAUAUCGCACUUUUAUAACGAGGGUCCCAUGAUGAUGGCAUACGUAAAAGACCCUCGCAACAGGCAAUGGAUUCGCGACUUAAUAAAAUUCCAACUACGGAAAGUUUAUGGAGACGAAAUUUCUAGAAAAUUUCACGUGAUCCUAAAAGAGGAUUUCGACCCAAGCUGGAGAUAUUUCCAAUACAAUAACGAGUCGCAUGCAUAUGACGAUAGAGUGGGUGAUAUCUGGAUUCUCCCGGAUGAGCACUAUGCUAUUGUGAAAGAAGCGAGUGGAAUACAUGGCGGCACUAUGGGGACACACGGAUACAACUUCGGCAAUUGCAGUGACAUGGCGUCUAUAUUCAUUGGAAUGGGUCCGAUGUUCAGCAAUGAAGUCAUUCCACCGUUUCAAAACAUCCAAAUCUACAAAAUGCUAAUUGACGCAAGUGGUGUCUUCUAA
Molecule: messenger RNA, 1446 nt
Organism: Saccharomyces mikatae IFO 1815
Lineage: Eukaryota; Fungi; Ascomycota; Saccharomycetes; Saccharomycetales; Saccharomycetaceae
Gene: NPP2
Product: nucleotide diphosphatase/phosphodiesterase NPP2
Exons: 1
Coding region: 1-1446 (481 amino acids)
Biological process (GO): nucleoside triphosphate metabolic process
Molecular function (GO): ribonucleoside triphosphate phosphatase activity; nucleoside triphosphate diphosphatase activity
Source: RefSeq, a predicted model, not a curated record